AUGGCAGUUGAUGGUAGAGGUGGAGGCGGUAGCAAUGGCAGUGGUGGUAGUGGUGGUGGUGGCGGUGGCAAGGGUCGUGGUGGCAAUCGUUGCAGAGAUGAUUAUGGUAGAGGUAGCAGAUAUGGUGGUGGCAGUAGCGAUGAAAGAAAUACAGGAUUAACCGAGGCUGUUCAAACAGGCAAAGGGCAACUAAACGGUAUUACCGUAGCAAUUAGGGUUAUCGAUUUUCAGUUUAUGGGAGGUAGUAUGGGAUCCGUUGUCGGGGAGAAAAUUACCCGUUUGUUUGAAUACGCUACUAAAGAAUUUCUACCUCUUAUUAUAGUGUGUGCUUCCGGAGGGGCGCGCAUGCAAGAAGGAAGUGUGAGCUUGAUGCAAAUGGCUAAAAUAUCUUCUGCUUUAUAUGAUUAUCAAUCAAAUAAAAAGUUAUUCUAUGUACCAAUUCUUACAUCUCCUACUACCGGUGGGGUGACAGCUAGUUUUGGUAUGUUAGGGGAUAUCAUUAUUGACGAACCCAAUUCCUACAUUGCCUUUGCGGGUAAAAGAGUAAUUGAACAAACAUUGAAUAAAACAGUAUCUGAGGGUUCACAAGCGGCCGAUUAUUUAUUCCAGAAAGGCUUAUUCGAUUUAAUCGUACCGAUAAAUGUGGCCACAAUGGUGGUGUAA
Molecule: messenger RNA, 663 nt
Organism: Lactuca sativa (garden lettuce)
Lineage: Eukaryota; Viridiplantae; Streptophyta; Magnoliopsida; Asterales; Asteraceae
Source: RefSeq, a predicted model, not a curated record